CGUGCUCCAAGAAAACUUGGUAACCCUGCAGUAACACUAAAAAGCUUGAAGAAUGCAAGAAAGAACUGUCAACGUCUAGCGCGCAUGCGCCGCGCGUGGGCAUUUGCUUUGCGGUUUGGUCGUCAGUGCUACAUCGUAAAAAACAAUCCUCGCAAGUUUAUGAGGCUCGGUCGUCCUCGAACGAAAAUGCCUGGUGCCCUGAAGGUUUACGUAGCCAGAGGAGCUACCAACAUACCAAGACUCAGGCCAAGACCCCGACCGAGACCAAGAGGACGACCUCGAAUCAGACCUCGCCCUAGGCCACGUCCGAGUCCUCGAAUUAGGCCACGUCCGAGACCUCGAAUUAGACCACGUCCAAGACCUCGAAUUAGGCCUCGGCCAAGACGUAAAAGAUAUAUGUACGUCGGAGUGUACCGUCCACCACCCAGUCGUAUACUCAGACGACCAAUCAUAACAUUUAGAAGUAAAGUUAACAUACGAAGGAGAUGUGAAAAGAUAGCAAGAACCGGAAAUUACCGAGCAUUUGCCUUACGGUACGGCCGACAAUGUUACGUAGCGCGCUUGACAAGUACGAAGUUUACGAGGUAUGGGCGUUGGCGAUUGAUGAGACCUGGUGCUCUCCAAGUCUAUGUAAGCACAACUGGUAAACCUAUACGCCCCCGGCCCAGGCCACGCCCGAGGCCGAGGUUACCAGGAAGAAGAUCUGCACCCAGGUACAUUGGAAGGUACCGCACGCCUCGCAGAUUGGGAAGAGCUGUUCGCAUUUUCAGACGACGUUCGUCCACUUUACGGGAGUGCUACCGCUUGGCUCGAGCGCGAAGGGCAAGAGCAUUUGCCAUCCGUGCCGGAGUAAGUUGCUACUUGUCUAAAAUGACAUCUGUCAAGUUUACACGGCGCGGAAGGACUCGAGUAGGGGGCCUCAAAGUUUACGUGAUACGAAAAGGUACUUCCAGACCUCGGCCUCGGCCCAGGCCGUCGCGACGCAUAUGGAACUAUCGUCGCCUUGGUACCUACAAAGUACCACGAGGCCGUUCAUCUCCAGGCCGUAGAUACUUAGGCACGGUCAGACCCAAAUUAAACUCCGCCAAGCAGUGCGCUAUUAUGGCGCGAAAGGCACGAUAUCGCUAUUUUGGAGUACGAAGUAGACGUUACUGCUAUGGAGCAAACUUACGUUCACCACUAACAAGAUUUGGUAAAACGUUUAGCGUUAGAGGAAUGGUUGUUUACAAAAUUGGAAGAGGGCCUCUACGACCUCGACCAAAGACGAAAGUGUGGCAUUAUCGAUACGUCGGCCGCUACAAAUCACCCACUUCAACACGUUUGGGUCGAUUUAUUGGAAGGAUGAGAGGGAAAAGGAAAGUGUUUGAAUGCGCACGACGCGCCAAAAGGAUGGGAUACCGCGCAUUUGCUUUGCGCAACCGAGGAGAUUGUUACGUGUCAAGAUAUUCAUCAACUUACUCUACUAAACCUCGGGUGUUUGGACGCUUCAUGGCGAGCACAGGUGGAUCCCGUGUUAUAGAUGCUUAUGUGAUCAGGAAAGGGCGUUUCAAGCCUCGCCCUAGGCCUCGUAAAGGAGGCUUUGCCUGGCAUUACCGUUGGCUAGGACGAUUCAGAUCGCUAAAAGGAAGAGGCUUGGGUACGAGGCUGGGCAGGGUGACAGGGAGAAAGAAGGUGUACAGCUGCGCCCUCUUAGCAGAACGCCGAGGUUACAAAGCAUUCGCUCUACGCCGCAAUGGAAUCUGCUAUGGAACUCGAUCAUCUAGAGCAUAUAUAACCAGACCAAUAAUCAAGGGUCGCUUCAGGGCCGGCGCAGGGGGAUCGCGUUUCAUUGAUGCUUACAUGAUAGGAAAAGGUCAUUACAGACGACCGUUGAGAAAAGGAGUUAAGGGUCGAUCUCGGAAAGCAAGGCAACGAAAACGAAUGAAGCAAAUACGAGCUACGAGGAGAAGGGUAAGACGAGUAAAGAGAAAGCAGCGGCGAGUGGCAAGAACAAGAAAACUUAAAUUGAGGAUAAUAAAACGAAUCAGACGACUUAGGGUUUUGAGGAGGAAGGCGGUCCGAGUUGUUGUGCGGGUCCGUCGUUUGAAACAACUGGGCAACAUUAAACGCCUCAAGGUGGCAAGAAAAGCAAAAAAAGUCUUGGUUAAAAGAAUGCAAAAAAUUAAGAGGAAAAUAAAGAGACGCAGGUUAAGCCUGAAACUACGAUUAGUGCGAUUGAAGGCAGCAAGACAGCGAGCAAGAAUCCAGCGAGCUAGACGACGGGCCAUGAGGUCGUUGCGAUUGAGAAUGAAGCAGCGCAUGCGAAGACUGAAGUUAAUUGCUCAACAAAGGAGAGCCCGCGCUCUUCAAAUGGCCAAGCUGAAACUUCAGAGGCGGUAUCGUCAGUUAGCCAUGUUGCGCGCGCGUCAAAGAGCGCAAGCGCCGCGCAUGAGACUGUUAAUAAGGCAAAGGAUGCUUCAGAUCAAGCGGAAAAUCGCUCUGAGACAGAGGAUACUCAGAUCAAGAUACCUGAGGAGAAGACAACGAGCGUCGAGAUUACGUCUCCAGGCAUUCAGAGUCAAGGCGCGUCAACGAAGAGCGAGAGCGCAGCUUUCAGUUAUAAGGAAACAGUUGAUCAGUGUGGCGAAGAGGAUGGUGUACUACAAGAGAAAUCGGCAAUACAAAUACUUGGGGAUAAUGCGAGCCCAGAGGAGACAGCUGAUGAAACGAGCGAGUAACGCUCGAGUCCAUUGGUUCCGAUAUCAGAAGCAGUUAAAGGAGAACAAACGAAGACAGCGCAUGCUCGUUCUUAGGCAACAGCGCGCAAACAAGAGCUUCAUGCUUUUCCAAAGGAAAAAGAGAUUGUUGUUUGUCCAACAACAGCAGAAACUGAGAAAGCUUUUACAGAAGAUGAAAAGUACGCGUCGAGUACGAGUUGGCAAAAAAAGAGGAGGCAUUCUCAAGAAAAAGCCUUUGACGACGAAUUUGAAGAACUCGAAAGUCAAAGAAGCCAAUGCUGUUCCCAAAGAUUUUCGGUCGGCUGAUCUUUUCUGGUCAUUUGAAGAUGCAUCGGGCACGUACAUAUCCCAUGAUGCUGUUCAAAAGCGUCCAGCGCGGCUCAUGGGAGGAUCGCGUGUUGUCUCAGGGACUAGGCGGGGUUUGGUAGCCGACACCGGUAAAGCAAGAGGAUGGAUUUCUCUCGGAGACUUUACAGGAAAAUGCUUCAGCGAUCCAGACCACUGUAGAAAUCACGGGAUAACGAUGAUGGCUUCGCUUAAACUUGACAAGAAAUACUUUCACAAGAAAUCCAGCUCGUAUUUCUUGUCCAGCGGAGGUCAGACCACCCAGGCUCGAGGGUUCGCUCUCCUUCAUAUUCUCAACCGCUACAUCCUCAUACUCAGCACAAAAGAUAACCAGUGGAAGCUUGAAACACGCGACCUUCCAGAUGGAUGGUUCAACAUCGCCUUCUCUUGGGAGAAGAAGGGUUUACUUAAACUGUACAUAAACGGAGAGGAAGUGGCCAGGGGAGAAGCUAUGGGUGUUUCAAGUCCGAAAGAUUCUUUCUCCACGUUGCAAGUUGGAAGACCAAACAAUUCUCACUCUCCAAAGUUUAGAGUACCAUUGGAGAUAGAUAAUAUCGCUCUCUGGGAGAAAGCUCUCACAAGCAAGGAAAUAGGCACCUUGGCUGAUAAAGAUUUGAAGAAAACUUCCAAAAGAAAGGAAAAGAGAGAUUGAAAUAUAGAUCAAACAGUGUGGAAGCAAGAUUCGUCGUCACUAUGAAGAGGGAAAAGACGUUUUACAAGUUAAAACUUCUCAAUACGUUUGGUGAUAUUUUAUAUUUAUCACCUCAUCGUCGCGAUGAUUCAAUGGGAAGCUAUUAGCCGGUAGAUGACGAGUUUGUUGCUCAAGUGCCGUUCUUUUUGCGGCCAAAACACCUUGAAUCAGGGAACUGUAAUAACAAAUGAAGUGCUACGGAUAAUUCAAAUCGCCCUUAAGUCAAACUGAAGUAAUCGCAAUAGUGUUAGUUAAAGUCAGUUAAAGUUAGUUAGCUGGAGUCACGUCGGUCAACUUUAUUCCAAAAAACUUCAAAUCUGAUUCUAGCAGAAGGUUUAUUAGAUGAAUCUUUGUAAUCUGGCUACAAUAUACCUUUUUAUUUAUCAAAGUCUAGCUAUUCUAACACUUAACUUUAUUGUAUGAAGCUUUGUAUUCUGGCUACAAUAAUUUUAUAUUUUAGUCUAGCACCACAAUCCUGUUAUUCAAAUUCUCUGUCUAAAUUCUAUUGCAAUUUUUUUUGCUUUUGAUAAGACUUUUAUGCCUUAAUUUUGUUUUUUGGACAAAUGAAAAGUAGUUACUCGGCGGGACUUUGCAACACUAUCUGAAAUCAGAUUUUAGGGGUGGUUUUUCAUAACGCUGUAUGCUUUUUGCACAAUUUUGUACCGUCAGUUAGAUGUAUCAGUGUAUGGUAUUGCGGUUUGGACUGAUCAUUGGCAGAUGAAAGCAUUUGCUUUCUUCUGGUCGAGAAUAAUCCAGUAAAUGGUGUUCUAAACCUGAGAAGUUUUUGGCUUCAUAUGAUCAAGACUGAAGCGUCAGCUAAGCUAGAGUUUGUUCUUAAGCCUCGGAUGAAUAGGAGAGAGAUUAUUGAAUCAUACAGUUUAGUUUUUAGUUUUAGUUCAGUAUUACUUAUAGAGAGGUACUUACAACUCAAUAAAAAAUCACAAACCUUCAA
Molecule: messenger RNA, 4705 nt
Organism: Stylophora pistillata
Lineage: Eukaryota; Metazoa; Cnidaria; Anthozoa; Scleractinia; Pocilloporidae
Source: RefSeq, a predicted model, not a curated record